GCGAUCAUGCCUCUCACAAAGGAUCCCCUUCAUCCCUCUCCCGCAGAGGAGAAGAGAAAACACAAGAAGAAGCGCCUGGUACAGAGUCCCAAUUCUUACUUCAUGGAUGUCAAAUGCCCAGGCUGCUAUAAAAUCACCAGUCUACAGCCAUGCACAGACAGUCAUUUGUGUGUUGGCUGCUCUCCUGUCCUCUGUCAGCCUACAGGUGGGAAAGCAAGGCUUACAGAAGGAUACUCCUUCAGACACAAGCAGCACUGA
This is a messenger RNA of Echinops telfairi (small Madagascar hedgehog), 258 nucleotides long. RefSeq names its product 40S ribosomal protein S27-like. Gene Ontology annotation, biological process: ribosomal small subunit assembly; translation. Gene Ontology annotation, molecular function: structural constituent of ribosome; RNA binding. The coding region runs from base 7 to 258 and encodes 83 amino acids. Gene Ontology annotation, cellular component: cytosolic small ribosomal subunit; ribosome. The transcript has a single exon. Lineage: Eukaryota; Metazoa; Chordata; Mammalia; Afrosoricida; Tenrecidae. The record is from RefSeq and is a predicted model, not a curated record.